AUGCCACGACAAGCUGAACAAUUAACAAAAUUCACUGGAAUGCAAAUUAAUCGAUCAAAAUCAGACCCAUUAUUUGUUAAUCAUCAUCGAUCAAAAUCAGAUCCAUUAUUUGUUAAUGUGAAAACUAAAAUAUCUGACUCAAAUCCACAAAUAGAAUUUGAUAUUCAUAUCAUACAUAUCAUAAAUGAUAUAGAUAACAUUCAAGCUAUUUGUCUCCUUGAGAUCUACAUACAAAAAACUGAGGCAAAGAAUUCAAAAAGAAAUGAUCCUGGAAAAGUCAAGAAAGCCUGUAAUAUAAUCAGCAAUAAGAGAAUAACUGAUAAAGAACUAAGAUAUCCAAAAAUAGAAUAA
Diversispora eburnea is the source of this 351-nucleotide messenger RNA. The record is from the annotation of a GenBank genome assembly. Lineage: Eukaryota; Fungi; Glomeromycota; Glomeromycetes; Diversisporales; Diversisporaceae.